UCGUAAGAUAAUUCAUCGUACGAAUACGAACUCUGUUAUCACCAGUUUUGUGCAAUGUUCACAGUAUUUGCAGAUAAAUUAUCACGUUCUAUGAAAAUAUCACACAUCUAUUUCCCAUUUCUGUUCGCGUUUCAUAGAACUAGUUCGACUAACUUGUAAGUAAAUAUUUCCACAAGUGCAAACACAAACGUAUUGACGUACCUAUUUGGAAUUUUCAGAUUUUCAAAGGGCCAUUGUAAUGUGAUAAAGUAUCAUUUAUGUCUUGAGAACAGGGAAUUUUGACUUAAACUUUGCCCCCACUCAUAAUGAAAAAAAGUUUGCUUAUUGAUCGAACAUUCAGUCAUAGGUGUAGGUGUAAAUCGUGAAGUAUGUAUUUGUAGUUACGGAAUCAUGUGAAAAAUUGUGUUUCUGGAAUAGCUGUCUUAAAUCAGUUAGCCAGAGUAACUUUUUUUUGUGUUUUUAAACUAUCGGGAGUGAAUUUUUCGCGUUUUAAAAUCAAACAUAGCUGUAGUAACUUUUCAACAAUACUUCACAAUGAGCAGCGCAGAUCUCAAUGACACACAUCACAAUAUUUUAAAAAGAACAGAGGGAUAUAAUUACCAUACUUUUUUCCCCAUCGUCGGUAAACAAGAUGAAAAAACAAUCAAACUGAAAUUUAAAGUGCUGGCCGAAAGUGACGCGCACUUACUGUUAUCACCGUGUAAACAUCCAGAUAUAGGAUCACCAGUUUACGAGAUCGUCUUAGGUGCAAGAAAUAACACAUAUUCGACCAUCAGACAAUGUCAGCAAGGAGAUGACGAAGCGACGACUGAUUCAGAAGAAUCGUUAGUGUCACCUGAUGAUUGGCGCAAGUUUUGGAUUAAAAUCAAGAAAAAUAAAAUAAAAAUAGGAAGGAAUGGCAAGAAGGCUUUUUUGAAAUGGAAAGAUUCGAAAUGCAUGCCGAUCAAUUAUUUUAGCGUUUCUAGUUAUAAUGGAGCAGUUGCUUUAUGGAUUUUACCUUGUUUUAAGAAUAAAGAUUCUUAAUUGCGAGGUGUUCAAUAAAAAUACCUUCUCUUAUUACGGUAACAUUACACUAUACUUAAUUUCAAUAAGACUGUCUAUUCAUACCUACGAGUAAAAUAUAAAUGUUUUUUAUACGU
Messenger RNA from Planococcus citri (citrus mealybug), 1139 nucleotides. RefSeq lists its product as uncharacterized. The record is from RefSeq and is a predicted model, not a curated record. Bases 535 to 1023 code for a protein of 162 amino acids. NCBI's taxonomy places the organism in Eukaryota, Metazoa, Arthropoda, Insecta, Hemiptera, Pseudococcidae. The transcript has 2 exons.